CCACCUGGUACCAACAUGUCCAUUAGAGCCAAAUCCCAUACAGACCUACAGACAGUUGGCAAGUCCUCGACGGAGGACGGCUUUCAGAAAUCUCUCUCCAUGAGCAGCAGUGGCGUUAGCAGAGGCGGGCACUUUGGGUACGGGGUGACAGAAGAGGUCAAAGUUCUCCCCAGGGGACCCAGGAGGCCGAUUCGGGCGGUGAGGCCGGUCAGCGCCGUCGGCUCCGGCGGAUCCUUCCUACAGAUUAAUCACCUGCAGGGGGAACUGGUUCGGAAGAGGAAGGAAUGCGAGGACCUGCGGAGGGAAAACAAGUUCCUGUCCAACGAGAUCCACAUGGAGCGGAUCGUGAUGCGCACGGAGAGCGAGCUGACGAUGAGGAACCUCCGCAACAUGAACCAGGAACUGCAGAUACAAGUGAAGGAGCUGAAGCAGAAGUUGCAUCACAGCCAGCAGAGGGCGACAUUUUGCUCCCGAGCGGCAGAGGAGGCGCAGGAGUCCCGGGGCGAGGCCGAGAGGAGCAGGGCCUCCGCCGAGGCUCGGGCCCUGCGGUGUCAGCGCGACAAGGAGACGGCCGAGGCGGACCAGAGGCGGCAGAGCGAAGAGCUCCAGCUGUUCAAGAAGCAGCUCGCCGAUCUGCAGCUCACACUGGCGCAAACAGAGAAGAACUACUUUGAGGCCAAGCUGAAGCUGGAGCGGCUUUCUGGGGAGAACCAGAGUCUGCUGCAGGAGAACAAGAGCCAGGGGGCAGAGAAGGAUGAGCUGCGACUCAAGCUGAGGCAAAUCACACAGGAGAACGUCCAGAUUAAAGAAAGCGAGAUGAGUUUGAGGCGUAAAGCGACGGCGGCGGAAGAGGAGAGGCAAAGAGCCAGCCAGGCUCAGCGAGAGGCCGAGGACGAGAGGCGUCAGGCCAACAGAGAGAGGCAGGAGAAAACGGCCGAGUGCCUCAGCUGGAGGGAGAAGCACCACGAGUUAACUAACAUCCUCCAAGCUCACGAGGACCUGAAAGCUCAGAGGCGGAGCAAAGCUUGUCAGGCUAACAUCAAGAGCUACUUCCUGUGUAUGACGGAGAGCAAUCAGCGGGUAAAAAUCCUGAAAAAUCCAGAUGGAACGCCAAGAAAUUUCACAGAAGGAGAUCCUGUAUAUAUCAGCACACCGGACGACGGAUCUGAAGAGCCUGAGAGAAGUUCAUCCAGGACCAUGCUGAGAGUCUCAGCCCCACACACGGGGAGGGACCCAGGCCCCAGUCACUUCGACGAACUGCCCGCCUUCGACGGGGAGCGCCCCGGCUCGGCUCCCUCACGCCGGGGCAGGAAGGUGGUGGAGUACUUCUGGAUCCCUACGGACCAGGAAUGAAGAGCGGCUCCAUUCCAGGGGAAUCAUCCGUGUUACAGCCCAACCCCGUGAGCGGCUUCACUAUGGAGAGCCUUUUCAUUCAGAAGUAAAUGAAAACCGUUAGUAAAUAGUUCAUUAAAUACAUGUCUUAUUUUUGAAGCUUAUUGAACAUUGUAAAUUAAAGUAAAAUGACAGUAGUAUAACAAAUAAGUGGGUAGAGGUAUAAACUUACUAAAGCCCAUUUCUUCUCCAGCAGAAUCAUUAUGAUCUCUUCAUAUUCACAAAUACAUGUUCAUUCUACGUUCUCUGUAUUUUACUUCUCUUUAAACCUGUAAAGAUAAGCAGUUAAAAACAGUGACAAGUGCUGGUGCUCAUGUACUGGACUUUAUUGACAUUAUAGCAACAGAGGUGCACAAUAAUUAUGAAUACCGUACAGUAAGAUUCAUAUUCAUUACCCUACACAUAGCUUAUCAGCAUAAUCUGGGUACGUUUUGUUUUUUAACAGUUAAGUUGUUUACAUGUUUUCCACCCACCAAGAGACACAUUUACGCUGAGAUUUCAAAUAAGCCACUCCCCCUCCCCUCCCCAACAAUCUGCGACAAAACUGCAUUAUGGGUAGGUUUCUACCAGGUUACUAAGCUGCAGAAAUGAUGUUUCCUUCUUUGAAUAUCAAUACUUGUAAUCCCAUGUGAAGAAGCCUUCUUGGAAAUGUUUACAGUGUGCAAUCAGGCCAGGACUGAAUGAAAUGCUCAACCUUUUUUUGUUUUUGACUCAUUAUUUAAUUUCAUCAUGAGAACAAAAAGCCCAUCUAUAACUAAGAGGUAGAAACACAGGCAGAGUUGGAAACGGUUCAGCGCCACAACAGUGAUCACAUUUUUUCCCAACUGUUGUAACAUCUUGAAGAGGAGUAUUGCAACCAAUCAGACACAAUACAUAGGAGAAAACAGGGCCCCCUCCUGGUCAUGCAGAAGAUUUACGCUCUAAUAAAACUAAUGGGGUUUUUUUAACACCAAAAAAUGUUUUCUGCUUCGUAUUCUCUUUGUUGGGCCGUUUUUUGUUUUUUUUUUAAAUUAUGAGAAUCACCAAAUCCUUACUGCCGUUUCUUAGGAUCGCACCUGAAUGUAAUGAUCAUCAUCAACACUGUUUCAUAGAUGUAUUUAAAUAUCUGUUAAAUUGUUUUCUCUCUUUUUUUGCCUGAAGGAAAAUAAGUUGGAAAAGUUUUGAAUUAAGAAAAAAAAAAAAACAUGCAAAGUGAAAAACUAAAAGCAAAAACAAGGAAA
Xiphophorus maculatus (southern platyfish) is the source of this 2612-nucleotide messenger RNA. Its product is annotated as rootletin-like. Lineage: Eukaryota; Metazoa; Chordata; Actinopteri; Cyprinodontiformes; Poeciliidae. The transcript has 8 exons. The coding region runs from base 16 to 1353 and encodes 445 amino acids. The record is from RefSeq and is a predicted model, not a curated record.